Hippocampus comes (tiger tail seahorse) is the source of this 4113-nucleotide messenger RNA. Its product is annotated as mucin-2-like. Bases 84 to 3992 code for a protein of 1302 amino acids. The record is from RefSeq and is a predicted model, not a curated record. The transcript is spliced from 4 exons. NCBI's taxonomy places the organism in Eukaryota, Metazoa, Chordata, Actinopteri, Syngnathiformes, Syngnathidae.
UGAAAAGUAAAAUCCUUUCUUGGAUAUAUUUGCACGGCUGUUUGUAUGCAUCUUUUCAAGUUAUCGAUUCAUCUUGGCCAACCAUGACUCCAGGAACCAGUACUGUGGCGGCAACAGAAGAUGAGAAAUGGCUCACGCCUGCGAAUCAAACAAACACAACAGCAACGAGCAGUGUGCUCGACAUCACAGCUGACCACCAACACGGAACAACCACCACGGAGAAGGAUUUGAGAACCAAAUCAAGAGCUGCCAUUUCAGCAGUAACGUCCGUGACUGCUCCACCCCAAAACACAACAACCACAUCGACAGCUACUACAGUGCCAAACACUACAGAAACAAACGCACCCGUGACUACAGAAGCUUCAGCCAUUAGCAUGACCACUUCCGCAACAACUAACACAUUUCUGAUGACCGCCAUUACUACGCCGCAAAACACUACUACAUCCACCACCAUGACAGAAACAAACACAACCAUGACUAGCGCAACUCAAAAUACAAGUACAACCAUAUCAGCAACACCCGAGUCAAUGAAAACCAUGCCUCUGAUGACUGCAACCCAAAAUCCGUUAAAAAAGGACCUAUCCGCAACGACUACAACAAGCGCAAUCAUGACGACAGAAAGUCAAAACACAACCAAAUCCACAAGCCCUGCAACAGCAGGAACAUCCACGGCAAACCUGCCUCAAAACACGACAACCACAAACAUGUCCACACCUACUACAGUGGCAAAUAGCAACGAAUGUUCACCCACAACAAACAGAUCCGCGAUUACGGUAACUCCAGAUACAACCGCGCCCACAUCUGCAAGUAACACAUCGAGGACGAGCAUCACCAAUACGCAGCAAAACAAAAGUCAAUCCACAUCUCGCUUCGUGCCAAGCACGACGGCAACAACUCGCGCAACAAUGACGACCACACCGUACCUGAUCAAUACCACCGCAUCCAAAAUACGUGACGCAAUGACGAUCCCGCCGAUGACUCCUGCAAGCCACAACACAACAACCAAACAUCAGAACAUGGCUACAAGCAUACCCCAAACACCCGAAACGACGACUCCAAUCACCACGACACCGGUAAACACAAACUUGUCGACAAUGAACACAACUCAAAGCACCGCAGUCGCAACACCGACAAACACGAGAACCCAACAAAAAGAUCCAAUCGUAUCCCCAACACCUGAAACAAUGACAAGCAUAGUUGUAAAUACUGAAACACCAACCCUAUUAAACGCGACCGUUUCAACAACUACCGAUAGUCCAAGCAUCACACCCACAACAACACGGACGAACGUGACUAUCACAACUCAAAACACAAGCACAGCAACAGCAUCAAUGUCCGUGACUACUCCACCCCAAAACACGACUACUGCAACAAAAUGGACAGCUAGCACAGUGCUAAAUACCGCUCCCAUCACCACGACAUCGCAAAACACAACGGUACAGACAUCGAGCAAAAUACCAAGCACCGUAGUAGCAACAACAAAAACGACAACCUCAAACCACAACAGUCAUGCGACGACAGCAUUAAAAGGUGAAACAAUCAGUAUUCCAGUGACCACGACAACCCCAAGCCCAUUAAACGCAAAAAUAUCCGCAAGCAGUACGGCACCGAGCACCGCCAUGAUUACAACAACCCAAAACACGAUCACAUCGACAAGUCCAGCAAUAACGGCCACGACAACUGCGACCCAAAACCCAUCUCGAGCGACGACAGACCCCAAAACUGCAGAAUCUUCAACCACGACAAAGAGAUCUGUGACUACUCCAGACGCAAGAAAGCCUACGCCGACAACAACUAACACUUCCUUGAUAGACGACACCACCGCACCGCAACACACAACAACUAUAUCCGCGACGAGCCCAAUGCCGAGCAAAAUAUCAACGCCUCACACAAUGACGACCUCAACCCAAAUCAGAAAUACAAUCACACCUCAAACAGCUGAAAUCACAACAAGCACACUGGUGACGACUACAACGCAAAACACGAGUUCCAAAAGCCAGAGCUUGGAUAAAACUACAUCGCAAACAGCUGAAAUGAUGACAAGCACGCCAAUGAUUCCUGCUACCCAGAGGCCAUUAAACACGACCGUAUCCACAUUCAGUACCGGAAGUCACAGCAUGGAACUAACCGCAUCCCAAACAUCUGAAACGACGACAAUUGUGAUUCCUGAAACCCCAAACCCAUCCAACACAAGCAUUUCAACAACUAGUACAAGGCCGAGCACCACACGUGGAAUAACAAGCACGACCAUACUAACAAGUCCUGCAGCGGCACUAACGUCCAAGACGACUGCACCUCAAACCACAACAACUUCGACAGCUGCUUCGACAGCUGCUGCGGCACCAAGUACCACCAAAUCUUCAACCAGAGCAAAGAGACCCACGACUACAGCUACUCCAGACGUCACCAUGUCCACGCCAGAAACCGCUACUCCUAGAAGCAUGACAACUAACAUGAUGCUAACCACCACGCUAACGCCCAAAACUACCACAACCCAAAACAUAAAUACAGCCACAUCCCAAACACCUGAAACAAUGACAACCACACCUGCAAUGACCGCAACCCCAAAUCCUAUAAACACAACCACAUCCCCAAAUAAUGCAACGCGAAGCACCACGCUGGCAGUGACAAAGACAGUCAUGACUGCGAUAAUCCAAAACACAACCGCACCCGCAAGUCCCGCAACAUCUGUGAAUGCACUCCAAAACGCAACAACGCCAAACAAAACCGUGUCUACACCUCCACCAACGACGACAUCGAUGACUAGCAUCAGCACUGCCCCGCAAAACCCAACCAUAUCCACAGCCAGCAGAAUCCCGAGCGCCGCAACAAACACAACGGUGACUACCAAACGUCCGAACUUGAGUACAACCUUCUCACCAACCCCUGAGACAAUGGCAAGCACGCCUGUGAUGACUGCAACCCAACAUCCGUUCAACACAACCAAAUCCGCAAUUAGCGCAACACAAAGCACCACGCUAGCAGCAACAACUCAAAACACAACAAGCGCUCCGACGGCAGUCAAAUCCAUGACUACUUCACCCCAAAACGCAACAACCGCAGCCACGCCUAGAACUACUCGAGGGCCAAAUACCGGAGAAUCAUCGACCACAGCAAACAAAUCUGUAACUACCCCAACUCCAGACACAGCCACGUCCACAUCUGCAACCUCGUCCACCUCUAUGACUACCAUCACCAAUACGCCACAAAACAAAAUCGAAUGGACAUUUAGCCCGUUGCCAAGCACAACAGCAGCAAGACCAACUCCCACACCCCAAAUCCUAAACACAACCAUGUCCCAAGCGCCGGAAAAAAUGCCAAACACACCUGUGACGAUAAAUAGAACAACGCCAAGCGCCGCACCUGCGGCGACACAGACGAACGUGACGAUGGCACCCUUCAAUCCAACCGCACCCACGAGUCCUGCCGCAGCGGUCAUGUCCACGCAUGCUACCGCGUCCAAAAGCACAACUUCCACACGGACAGCAACCCCGGUGUCGAGCGCGACGGAUCCCUCAACCGCAGAAAACCGAUCGGUGACGGCAGCAACUUCAGACACAACCGCGUCCGCACCUCCCAUCCCCGCGACACCGCAAAGCACGACUGCAUCCGCAAGGAGCGCGAUACCAAACACCGCAACGGCGACGCCAGACGCAACACCGACUACCAAACGCCACAACGGCCACGCAAUCAGUUCACUAACACCUGAAACAAUGACAAGCACACCUGCGAUUACCGCAAGGCCAAACCCAAUCCACACGACCGAUUCCAGAACCAGCACACCGCCCCGCACAACAACCAUAUUGACAAACGCCACGACGGUCAAAGCGGGCCCCUUGUUUCUGGCCCAGUUAAAGAUGACGUUAGAUGUGACCGAUGGGAUCAGCAACGACCACAUCGUACAAUUUGUCGAAGCGUUUUUCAGAGAGCAGCUUCUGACUAGAGCGUCCUACACCAUCAACGUUACUCAAGUUCAAAGAAUUGGCCCUUAAAGCUUUUGGUACUUUUUCUUUUGAACCACGUUUGAUUGUGUUGUAUGUUCACACACAUGAUUCUGUGGGUACGGUGUCCCAUAUAACCAUGCUAGCGAAUGUCCCAUGUUUUUAAAUAAAG